Molecule: messenger RNA, 1434 nt
Organism: Penicillium bovifimosum
Lineage: Eukaryota; Fungi; Ascomycota; Eurotiomycetes; Eurotiales; Aspergillaceae
Product: ammonium transporter
Exons: 5
Coding region: 1-1434 (477 amino acids)
Biological process (GO): ammonium transmembrane transport
Cellular component (GO): plasma membrane
Molecular function (GO): ammonium channel activity
Source: RefSeq, a predicted model, not a curated record
AUGGCUGAAUCUCCCGUAUAUAAUGCAUCCCUCCCCACCGGCGGAGAUCCACUUAAGGUCAAUGUCAACCUUCAAUAUGCAGGCGUCGAGUGGAAUUAUGUGUACAUCAUCCUCUGCUCCUUCAUUGUUUUCCUGAUCAUACCCGGACUCGGUCUCUUUUAUGGUGGCCUCACACGGAGAAAGUCAGCUUUGGCAUUGCUAUUCCAGUCAUUCAUGGUUGUGGCCGUUAUCACAUUCCAAUGGAUGUUCUGGGGUUACUCGUUGGCCUAUGCCAGGGAUGCAAGCCCUUUUAUUGGCAACCUGAAGAACAUCGGGUUAAGAAAUGUCAUGAUAGCACCGUCGCCUGGUUCGGCAGAUCUUCCUGAGAUCGUAUUUUGCUUUUAUCAGCUUCUAUUCUGCGCAUGCACGGUACUGAUUCUUGUUGGCGGAGCAUUCGAGCGAGGCAACAUGAUUCCCACACUGAUAUUCAGCUUCUGCUGGGCGACCGUCGUCUACUGCCCCCUGGCCUGCUGGACAUGGAACGCCAACGGAUGGCUGUAUAAUCUUCCAUCGCUGGAUUUCGCCGGUGGAGGUCCAGUCCACAUCGCAUCUGGCUGUUCAGCAUUGGCCUAUGCCAUGGUUUUGGGUAAGCGCAGGGAUAUCGACUCGCCCAAACAGGCUAAGCCUCACAACGUUACCAUGGUCUUCUUGGGAACGAGCCUCAUCUGGACUGGAUGGCUUGGGUUCAACGGCGGUUCGACCCUCAAUGCUAGCGUGCGCGCGAUGCUGGUGGUAUUCAACACCAACACCGCUGCCGCUGCAGGAAUUAUCGGAUGGGUGCUCGUCGACUAUAUCCGGCACCGCGGAAAGUUCUCCGUGGUGGGAGCUUGUGAAGGCGCAAUCGCAGGCCUCGUGGGCAUCACACCAGCCGCCGGAUUUAUGUCAGUGUGGCUUGCAGCUCUCAUCGGCUUCCUCACGAGCAUUGUCUGCGCCCUCCUUGAAAAUAUCAAUGAGUGGAUCAACAUCGACGAGGGUCUGCAUGUAUUCAAGCUCCACGGCAUCGGCGGCAUGGUCGGUUCAUUCCUUACCGGAAUCUUUGCGUCCAAAUCCAUUGCAGCGUUAGAUGGCUUUACUGAGAUCACCGGUGGCAUUGACGGCAAUGGCAAGCAGGUUGGUAAACAGCUCGCCGAGAUCUGUGUCAUCUCGCUCUACUCUUUCAUCGUCUCCUGCAUCCUGCUCUAUAUUAUGAAGUAUAUCCCAGGGAUGCAGUUGCGCGUGGAUGAGGAAGUGGAAAUGGUUGGCUUGGACCGGGCACAGUUUGUUGACGAGCAGAUCGGUGAGCGGGGGCUUCUCGAGGGUUUCUAUGGGGCUUCAUCGCCCGGGAGCGUACUCAAUGGGCAGUUUCCCGUGGUAGUUGGCUCCCAGGAAGUGCCAGCCCAGGAAGACAAGAAGUAG